AUCCCUUAUCCCGAUAACAUUUCAUUUAUUUUCUUUGUAGUCGGGUGGAUUAGUCACCUCCCACAGACAAUAAAUCUUUUAUUUUUUAAUAAAAUUCUAUAUAAAUACUAUUUAUUCAACUCUAUUCUGUUACAUAUUAUAAAUAUCUACAAUAAAAAUGGAACCCGAUUACAAUGAAGAUACUGAAUGGAAUGAUGUGCUACGUGCCAAAGGCAUUAUACCACAAAAACCCAAAGAAGCCGAGGUAACGGAAGAUCAAAUCCAGGCCAUGAUCGAUGAAGCCAUUCAAAAACGUACCGAUUUGGGCGAUGGACGUAAAAAUAUUGAAGAUAUGAAUUUAGACGAACUCGAUGAGUUGGAAGAUUCCGAAGAUGAAGAGGUAUUGGAAAGAUAUCGUCAACAACGUAUGGCCGAGAUGAGGGCGUUUGCUGAAAAGGCCAAAUUCGGUACAGUCAGAGAAAUUGCUGGCACCGAUUAUGUUGAUGAGGUGACCAAGGCUGGUGAAGGUAUUUGGGUGGUCUUGCAUUUGUAUGCCAACGGUGUACCAUUGUGUGCCCUGAUUCAUCAUCAUAUGCAGGCAUUGGCCCAACGUUUUCCUCAAACAAAAUUCCUGCGUUCUGUUGCCACAACAUGUAUACCAAAUUUCCCCGAAAAGAAUUGCCCAACAGUUUUCAUUUAUUUCGAAGGUCAGCUGAGAAAACAAUAUGUUGGCCCGCUGGAAUUGAGAGGUGAUAAGUUGACACAAGAGGAAUUGGAAUUCAUGUUGGGUGAAGCCGGUGCCGUACCCACAGAGAUUAAGGAAGAUCCCAGGCCACGUAUUAAGGAUAAAAUGUUUGCUGAUUUGGAGAAUCAUAUUGAUUUCUACUAGAAACAAUGUACAAGUAUUUGUUAGAAAAUAUUUUUUUUAUUUAUAUGUCCGCCACAAAAUGCAGUAGCAUAAUUUUCAUACAGUUUUUUUUGCAAUAAUAUGUGAAAAUGAAAAACAGA
This is a messenger RNA of Musca domestica (house fly), 987 nucleotides long. RefSeq names its product viral IAP-associated factor homolog (gene viaf). Lineage: Eukaryota; Metazoa; Arthropoda; Insecta; Diptera; Muscidae. Bases 158 to 868 code for a protein of 236 amino acids. The record is from RefSeq and is a predicted model, not a curated record. The transcript is spliced from 2 exons. Gene Ontology annotation, biological process: protein folding. Gene Ontology annotation, cellular component: cytoplasm.